UCAAUGAUUGGCCAGGCGACAACUAUGGCGCUGUCCGCCUAUUUGUAAAAAACACCAUGAAAACUUAAACCAGGUGCUUCACAGGAUGAGGAGAGUGUAUCUGAGGCUUUCUUUGUAAUAACCGCAUGUUGGAGUUUAUUGUUUCUUUAUGUCGAGCAGGAUUAAAACAGACAUGAUGUCUCUGCAUUAGCGCGGCAUGCUAACAAACCUGCUAGCAUCACAUCAACAACACAGCAGCGGAAAGGUUUGAUCUGUUAUCCUUGUUUCCAGAUCAAACAUGCCUGCCUUUCGACAAGUGGGGGAGAAGCAGCUUCCUAACCAGAUACUGUGCAUGGCCUGGUCUCCUAAAAGAGAUCUUAUUGCUCUUGCAAACACAACUGGAGAGUUAUUGCUUCAUCGCUUGGCUAGUUUCCAACGUGUUUGGAGCUUGCCUCCCAUUGAGUGUACUGGGAAGGAGAUCACUGCGCUCGCCUGGCGCCCUGAUGGAAAAAUUUUGGCCUUCAGCGUCAGAGACACCAAGCAGGUGGUGCUGUGUGGUGUGGAGAAAGCAGAGAUCCUCCAUGUGUUUCCAAUGCAGAACCCGGUCACCUGCAUGCACUGGAUGGAGGUGACCGAUGAGAGCAGUGCCCUCAGCUCCUUCUACAACUCAGAAGAUGAAUCCAAACUAUUUCUCCCCAAGUUACCGACCCUCCCAAAGAGCUACAGCACAACUUCAAAGAUCUUCAGUGAGGAGAAGUCUGAUGAGAUCAUGAAUCUGCUGGGAGAAGUCAGACUGAACGUUCUGGUUCUUGGAGGAGACGCUGGCUUUGUGGAGCUUUAUGCUUACGGGAUGUACAAGAUCACCACUCUGACAGGGGUAUCGGGAACCUGCCGCAGUCUGAGUCUGUCCAGUGAUCUUAAGUCUCUGUCCGUCAUCACACAAGUCAGGUCUGCUGACAACAAGCCCGAGAUGUGCUACAUUCAGCUGGACACAGGCUUGUUGUCAGACUGUCUCCCUGAGGUGACCAGGAUGGCACGCAAGUUCACCCACAUCUCCACCCUGCUGCAGUACCUGCACCUCUCUCUCACCUGCAUGUGUGAAGCCUGGGAGGACAUCCUCAUGCAGAUGGAUCUUCGCCUCACUAAGUUUGUUCAGGAAAAGAACACAAGCACUCAAGUACAGGAUGAGUUUCUGGAGCUUCUACUGUGGGGACAGUCAAGCCCUGAGCUGCAGGCUCUUCUCAUGAACCAGCUGACAGUCAAGGGGCUGAAGAAGCUCGGCCAGUCCAUCGAGUCUUCAUAUUCCAGCAUCCAGAAGCUGGUGAUCAGCCACCUGCAGAGUGGCUCUGAGGCUCUGCUCUAUCACCUCAGUGAGGUGAAAGGCAUGUCUCUGUGGAAGCAGAAGUUCGAGCCCCUCGGCCUGGAUUCAGAAGCUAUAGAAGGAGCUAUCACAGCUGUGGGGUCAUUCUCUCUGAAAGCCAACGAGCUGCUGCAGGUUAUUGACAAGAGCAUGAAAAACUUUAAAGCCUUUUUCCGAUGGUUGUAUGUUGCUAUGCUGAGGAUGUGUGAGGAGCAUGUACCACCAGAGCUCAACAAGAUGACACAGAAGGACAUCGCGUUUGUUGCUGACUUCCUGUCUGAGCAUUUCAGUGAGAAUGAAGAACUUUUUGAUCGUAAAGGAAAGUACUUCAACGUAGAGCGAGUUGGUCAGUACCUGAAGGAUGAGGAUGAUGACCUCGUGUCUCCACCCAACACGAAGGGAAAUCAGUGGCUGAAGUUUUUACAGGAGAGCUCACACCUGAAGGAGAGCCCGCUGCUGUUUCCUUCAUAUCCACAGAAGUCUCUGCACUUUGUCAAGAGGAUGAUGGAGAAUGUAAUUGAGCAGUGUCUACAGAAACCUGCCGAAGUGAUUGGGAAGUCUAUAAAACAGUCCAUCUUUCUGCCUCUCUACACAGUCCCAGAGAGCUCUGAAAGUACUCCACGUCUUUUUGAGCUUCCAUCCUUGUGGAAUGACAAGAAAGCUAAAAUGCACUAUGUUUUGUUCUGCAUGCCAGAGAUUUCAUCCUCUAAGCUCUUCCUGCUACGCAAACCAACAGACCCCAACAAACAUAUCUCCAACAGCGUGGUGUCCAUCAACCUCAGCCACCACCUUGACAGUGCAGAUGAUGAUAAUGCUGCAGCCCAGCCUAACUGUGUGUACAGCUACCUCGAUGCUCGUUUCUAUGACGACGAGAUGCUAACUGUGGUCCUCCAAGGCUCAGAAGAACAAAACAAGAGGCGUGUCCUGGCUCAGCUUCCUCUUGCUUCCACAAUGAGCUGUGCGAGUGAAUUCAACUGGGAGCCUAACAUGAGGCUGGACCAGCAGACCAGUGCCAUUCCAUGCCAAAACCUGGUGUUGGGGAAUCAGUGGCGUGAACUGGAGAGCAUGAAGGCUCAGUUUGUGGCUGUCAAUGGAAUCCGCAAAGUGGCCUGUGUGCUAAGCGCCAAUCUGCGGCACAUACGCGUUUUUGAAAUGGAUGUAGAAGAUGAAGAUGAUGAGGGAGCCGAGUCGCAGAACACCAGUGCUGACCAGGAUGCACUGGACAUCACCAUGAGCAGCACAGGGCAGGGAGGAGAGGAACGAGCUGAGGCGGACGAUGAGGCUGGAGGGCAAAGAGGAGAUGUGCUUCAAAACCCUGAGGAACGUCUAGAGUCAGAGGAAGCUCUUGAACUCUCUUAAAAAAAAAAAAACAAGCUAAACCCCAUCUUUAGCUUCUUGCUAUUUUUUCCAGUGGUCUAAAUGUCAUGUUUUUGUAUGAAAAUAAACAGGUUUGUUUUGAUA
Messenger RNA from Labrus bergylta (ballan wrasse), 2800 nucleotides. RefSeq names its product anaphase promoting complex subunit 4 (gene anapc4). The record is from RefSeq and is a predicted model, not a curated record. Gene Ontology annotation, molecular function: protein binding. Lineage: Eukaryota; Metazoa; Chordata; Actinopteri; Labriformes; Labridae. Gene Ontology annotation, biological process: protein K11-linked ubiquitination; anaphase-promoting complex-dependent catabolic process; regulation of mitotic metaphase/anaphase transition. Gene Ontology annotation, cellular component: anaphase-promoting complex; nuclear periphery.